This is a messenger RNA of Didymella exigua CBS 183.55, 1026 nucleotides long. RefSeq lists its product as uncharacterized. Gene Ontology annotation, biological process: positive regulation of transcription by RNA polymerase II. Gene Ontology annotation, cellular component: nucleus. The transcript is spliced from 2 exons. Gene Ontology annotation, molecular function: transcription cis-regulatory region binding; DNA-binding transcription factor activity. NCBI's taxonomy places the organism in Eukaryota, Fungi, Ascomycota, Dothideomycetes, Pleosporales, Didymellaceae. The record is from RefSeq and is a predicted model, not a curated record. The annotation marks the transcript as partial.
CUCUUCCACCAUUACAUCAUCCAUUGUACAAGUUGGAUAGAUGUAUGUGAUCCACGCUGUCACUUCGCAAUGGAGGUACCAAAGCGAGCAGCGCACUUUUCUGUCAUUCUCCAGGGCAUCCUGGGUCUAGCGGCCCGGCAUUUGUGGCUUAUGGGUAGAGAGUCAGUGGAUCACUCACAGUCUUACGUUGAUCAAUGUCUGAACGCGCUCAUUGUAGCGUUGGAAGACCCUAUUGCGCACUGGGACGAGAAAUUCCUUGUAGCAGUAAUCCUCUUACGGUUGCAUGAAGAGAUGGGCGAUGCGGACGAGCAGUGCCAUCACUUCGGCACAGCGCGAAUUCUGAACAGUAUCUCAUCUUUCGCAGCAGACGGUGGUCUUCGUGAGUCUGCAAGUUGGGUUUCGCUUCGGCAACACGUCUGUGUGUCUCUCACGUCGCAGCAGCCACUCAAUUUGAGCCUCGAGAACUACCGCCACUCGUCAGUGUUCCGUGAGUUUGACGACGAGUCAUGGACGAACCGACUCAUUUUCCUUUUCGCCACAAUUCUUCAAACCAUCUUCGAGGAUAGCGACGGGGUCGAUGAGUGGGAGCGUAUAAAGCCUUGGACGUUCACUGCACUUUACAUCGAACCUGAUGCUGGAGAGAAGUUCAAUAACGCCUGGCCGCAGCUACCCUGCGCACAGGGGGUAGUUGCUGUAGGUUUGCAAUACCAUCACCUGAGCAAGAUCAUUCUCACGAUUUACUCCCCUAACGCAUCUCUGGUAGGACUGGCGGGAGUCCGAGCACGAAAAGCGACAGAUACCUCGAUACGGAAGCACAUGCGGAUGACAAUUGGUUACGGCAUCAGCAACGAAACCUGCGGGAAUGCCAUGUUUCAGCGCAGCCAUAUUUUCAGCGCAUGUGGCGCAUAUAUUGUCGAUCCGCUGGAGCGAGAGGCCUGUGUAAAGUAUCUAAGAGGCCUGCAAAGCAGGAUAGGUUGGAGGACCGACAAGGUUAUAGCGGAUUUAAGAGAGCAAUGGUCGGCUUAA